GCGUGGGGCGAUCCACAGCGGAGCCACGCGAGGCCGCCCGAGCCCGGCCUCAAGCCCCGCGCCCCCAGCGCCGAGCCCCGAGCCCCGAGUGAGCGAGCGCAGCCUCCGCGGUCGCCGCCGCCUCGCGCCAGCGGGUCCCGGGACUCGCCGCGCCUGGAAGGCAGCCGGCGCCCAGCAAGUUGAGAGCGCGCCUAUCCGCCCCGGCAAAGUUUCCCCCGCGGCCGCCGGCGGGAGUUGGCGCGGGGUCCGGCCGCUGCAGCUGGAAGAGUGUCUUCUGAAGCCACCAUCAGAGAGAGACGUCAAGAGAAUCCUGCCACCCCUGAAAGAAAAGACCAGUUGAAAGAGGUGGGCAUCUCCUGGACAGCACGGAGCUUGCAGUGGCAAGAGCUACUGGCACUGUCGUCAAAGCGACGUGAACCCUUUGAAUUUGGCUUCUAGAAACGCGGACACAAGCCUUUUCCAGACGCCAGCCACUGAGGACAAGCCGGGCCAAUAACAGAAUUAUACAGCAGCCCCUCUGACCAGGAGACUCUGUCCUGCUGACGCCGAAAGCACUGCCCAGGUGGAGCCAUGGAAGGUGACUGUCUGAGCUGCAUGAAGUACCUGAUGUUUGUUUUCAAUUUCUUCAUAUUUCUGGGCGGGGCCUGUCUGCUGGGCAUCGGCAUCUGGGUCAUGGUGGAUCCCACUGGCUUCCGAGAGAUCGUGGCUGCCAACCCCUUGCUCAUCACGGGCGUCUACAUCCUCCUGGCCAUGGGGGGCCUGCUUUUCCUGCUGGGCUUCCUGGGCUGCUGCGGGGCCAUCCGGGAGAACAAGUGUCUGCUGCUGUUUUUCUUCUUGUUCAUCCUGAUCAUCUUCCUGGCAGAGCUCUCGGCGGCCAUCCUGGCCUUUAUCUUCAGGGAAAAUCUCACCCGGGAAUUCUUCACCAAGGAGCUCACCAAGCAUUAUCAGGGCAACAACGACACAGACGUCUUCUCUGCCACCUGGAACUCGGUCAUGAUCACAUUUGGUUGCUGCGGGGUCAACGGGCCUGAAGACUUCAAGUUGGCAUCCAUUUUCCGACUCCUGACUUUGGACAGCGACGAGGUGCCCGAGGCCUGCUGCCGGAGAGAACCGCAGACCCGGGACGGGGUCCUGCUGAGCAGGGAGGACUGCCUCCUGGGAAGGGACUUGUUCCUGAACAAGCAGGGCUGUUACACAGUGAUCCUCAACGCCUUCGAAACCUACGUCUACCUGGCCGGAGCCCUCGCCAUAGGGGUGCUGGCCAUCGAGCUUUUCGCCAUGAUCUUCGCCAUGUGCCUCUUCCGGGGCAUCCAGUAGAGGGCGUGGCCUGGAGCCUGAGGAGUCGCCCUGCCCACCACUGCCCAGUCAGUACCCAGGCCCUCCUCCCCCCGGCACCUCUGCUCCUGGGUCCAGGGGUAGGAGGUGAGGCCAUUGUGAGUGGCCAGGAGAAGGGCCAGGGGAAAAUAGCUAUUUUUUUAACAAAACAAAAUGACGGAAAUAUGGACUGAUGUGCCCCGCCUGGAUUCCGGGGUGGGGCCGUGGGCUCUGCACCCAGGCUGCCGUCUGCACUAGAGACCAAAGGAACACCGUGCCCGGCCCCCUCCUCGGCCCCACCGGACUCCCGCAGCCCUGGGCUGGGCCCUCUCCUCACGGCCUCGGGAUCUGGUGCCAAGAAAGUGAGGAUUUAGGCAACAAGGAGGCAGAAGCAAAUCUGGGGGAGAGGUGGGCAGAGCCCAGGGGCCCACGGACUCUGGGUCACCACGUCCUUGAGAACCUGGCACCUCCUCGCAGCCCCUCGUCCGGUCGAUGGAGCUGUCCCUGCUCCUGCUCCGGCCAACAGUGGGCUGCGGACACUGGACCCGAGAACGGCCCAGCUGGCGGGGUCCUCGCUCUCCCCAGCUGUUGGACCGAGUAUCUGGGAGGCCCAGAGUAUCAUCACCCACGGUCACACCGCACAGGCGUGACAUUCUGAACAAGAACUGGGUGGUCUCCGGGGCUGUCGGUCCAGCAGAGCUGCUCACCUCCCUCCCGGGCCCCGGCAUCAUAGUUUCCCCAGAAGAGACAGGGCAGCUGGCCAGGAACUGCCUCUUCCCAGUUCCACUGCUAAGAUGAUUCUAGACUCUCCCUGCCCCACUCCCCAUCCCCACUGUUUGCCUUCCCAACUCCCCACCUUCUAAGCCCCCAGGAACACACACACACACACACACACACACACACACACACACACACACGUACACACACCAGAGUCCCUUUUCCACGCUGCCUGUCUCUGCUCACAAGCCUAUCACUUCCCUGUUCUCCACCAACUCCCUGGCUCCCAGCACUGGAAGGAGCCCCCAAGAUCACCCGGUUCUUCUCUCCCCACCCAGAACUGUAGCUUGGAUAUCUUCUGCAAGAUCUCUGCCAGACAUCUCCACCCUCUUCUUGCACACCUCCAGGGACGGGGACCUCACUACCUCCCAGGACAGCAUUCUGCCUUUCGACGGCUGACUUCAGACUUCCCUUUUUCUGUGGUUCUGCCCAAGGCUCUCUCACCUUUCCAGAGUGUUAAGGCCGCACACUGUCUCCCCCUGCACCCCGUUAUCACCAGGCUAAAGAAUUCUAAGGCAUCUCAUCAUUUCUGUUGUGACCGUUUCCUACCCCCUCACCGUCCACAGCACAUUUCUGAGUGCUCCCUCCAGGCUCAGGCAGGAAGAGGUCUUCCCACAGACUCACUGACACUCACACAGCUCCCACAGAUCAGCCCCUCAGAACACAGACCUCAGGUUCUAGACCAGUGCUGGCAACUGGAUUACAAGAUGCCUCAGCCCUGCUGAGUCAGGAGUGGCUGGUGGAGGCUGUGCAGAGGAUCUGAGGUUUGGCCUGGGCUUGGUGGGAGAGGGCAGUAUAAUCCCGAUUAUAUAAUCCUGAUUGGUGAUGUCGGUCCCAGGCGUGGGAAUGGGAAGGGUAGCAUGAUGCCUGCCUUCCCCUCCUCUCCACUGUCCCUUCGGGGGCUGGGACAAGCCCUGUCGGUCUCCCAGGCCCUGUGCCAGCUUCCAGCCUCCCCUGCUUCCCAACGACUGGGGGGGAGAGCUGCGGCCAGGCGCCCCGUGCUCCCCUGCCCUGCCCCGUGCUCCCCUGCCCCCUUCUGAGCUACACCAGAGCUCUGUGCCUGCUGUAGCGAUUUGGUUAGACCUUUCUCCCAACUCUCCCUUCCCCCUCCCACCCGUCCUCUCCGCCUGGGUCUUCCCCUGUACCAACCUGCCCUGGCAAUCCCAUGAUGCCACGAGCUCCCUAGCAACUGGGCAUCCCAGGAUCCAGGGGCCCCACAGCUGGUACCCCAGCCCAGCCUGACAAGGGCCUGGGGCCUGCCCCUCCAGAUCCACCUACCACUCAUACACAGCCUCCUGGAAAAGGCAGGUGUCUGGUCUGAGGUUGACAAAAAAAAAAAAAAGAGAGAAA
Messenger RNA from Myotis daubentonii (Daubenton's bat), 3441 nucleotides. It is a transcript of the gene TSPAN18, whose product is annotated as tetraspanin 18. Gene Ontology annotation, cellular component: plasma membrane. Lineage: Eukaryota; Metazoa; Chordata; Mammalia; Chiroptera; Vespertilionidae. The record is from RefSeq and is a predicted model, not a curated record.